Molecule: messenger RNA, 1989 nt
Organism: Durusdinium trenchii
Lineage: Eukaryota; Dinophyceae; Suessiales; Symbiodiniaceae
Source: the annotation of a GenBank genome assembly
AUGGAAGAUGGGCUGCUGCGGACCUUCCACCUGGGGCUCUCAGAUGCGAACGUGGCGCGCCGGCGCCAGGUCGCCCAGGCUGCGCGGACCGAGGACCGAGGCAGCCUGGGCUAUGGAGAUCGAGGCGUGGUGGAGGUGCCUUGGUCGCAGAUGGAGGCUCUCCUUGAGGCAGACGUGGCGCUGCUGCGGUCUCAACUGGAUGCCUUGCCCAUUUGGGACCCCGAGCUGCACACGCGCCUGAGGCGCUGGGCUUCGGCGGAUGGUGCUCGGGACCUAGAGGCCGGUGAGAGGUAUCGCUUUGAGGUCGCACCAGAAGGUGGGGCCUUGGAGUGCAGUGGCACCGUCUCGGGCGAGUCCUUGGCAUUGCUGACCGGUGAGGCCCCGAGCCGGUCUUCCACUUCGGCCUGGGUGUGGGUCUAUCGCUUCACUUCGGCGGCCACAGCCGCUGCGCAGCUCUGCCACCAUCCCACGCUGGCAGCCACGGCCAGUCAGUUGCGGGCGGCCGUGGUGUGCAGGACUCCAGAAAUGGAUGCCGUCGUGGGCAUGCAGGUCUACUUGGCUGCAGCCUGGCGUGCCACAUCCUCGACCCCUGCACCACCCACCAACACUCCAUUGCCACUGGCCGCAGCCGCACGAGGGGAGAAGCGCUUGAGGCAGCUGGCGCUGGAAGUGAUGGUGGCCGAGGCCUUGGACUUCUCCUCGCUGGCGGCCUUGCUGCGGGCGGAGCUGGCCUCGCUCGCGCAGGCUCUCAGAAACGGUUCCACUGCAGCGCCGGCCGGGCCGCGCUUCGCGUGCCGGCUGGCGGACUUGGCUUGCCUGGAUGAGGAUGGGAAGGAAGACAGUACGCCCUCCAUCCCGUUGUCCUCGCACCGCUCGGAACGCCCAUCCCGGAGGCGGUCCAGGCCUGAGAUGUCGGAGAAAGCGCUCCUGGAGUCCGACGUGACCGCCGCACUGGCCGCCGCCAAGCGCCUCUUGAAGCGGGAUCUCUCUGAGGUGCUCAACCCACCACCGCCACCGCCGCCGAACGCCAAUCAGCUGGGCCAGCUGGAGGUUCAACAAGGACUUCUGCACCUGGCUCGUGGCAUUGAUGCCAAAGCAUUUGUACAUAGUGGGGACCAGGUCCCUAUCCGUUUGGCCGUUUUGCCGGACUACUCCAUGAGCGUGGAGGUCUCGGGGGACGUGAGGCUCUUCCGUCUAACGGAGGUGGAUCAGGUGGCCUCCGGAGAGAAGGCGCUGGAGCUUCUAGAGGGUGUCAGCUUGAGGUGCAAGCCGCCCUGGCGCAUUUGCGCGUUGAAGAUGAAAGACGGCACCUGUUUGGCGCUGCUUCCAUCGGAGGUAGUGCCCGACGUCUUUGUGCGAUGUCUCCAGCAGUUGCAGGAGGGUGCAGAAGAAAGUGAAGCGGCCAAGCCAGGCCCAGUGAAGCGCCCCUCGUCUGCACGUCCAUCAGGUGGGCAGAUGGCCUCAGCCCCUACACCGCCGGCACCGCUGGUGGUGCAGGAGCCUUGGGUGGCGGAGCCAGUGGCAUUUCGCGCACGGCCGGUCGAAGGCCGAGAUGGCUUUAUCCCCAGGACCAGGCUGGCGGCGUCCUCCAGCCCCGCCCGAACUGCAUCGGUGCCGGUGCGGGCAAGUGCCUCCAGCUCGGGUUUUCUGAGCGCCAGCGUGGAUGCUGGAGCACCUUUGCCGCAAACGGUUUGCGCUACUCCUCGCCAGGCUGUGGCUGGCACUUGGUACCAAAUGUCUCCCAGACAGACGAGUUGGCCAACGCAGCCUGUGACUCCCCGGAUCUGGCGCCCAGUGGUGACGCUCCCAGCUCACCCAUCACCGACAGCGAGCGCCGUCGGCUCAGCGCCAGCCCCGGUGACGCAGCCAGCAUUGAUGACACAGGCGCCGAUGUACACCGUUCCGGCAGUGGUGACACAGCCAGCGUGGGGACAUGCGCCGCAUGCGCAUGUGGUGCAUCCUCAACCGGUGACCUGGGUCCAACGAUGA